This is a messenger RNA of Sinocyclocheilus grahami, 1928 nucleotides long. RefSeq names its product inositol monophosphatase 2 (gene impa2). Gene Ontology annotation, biological process: signal transduction; inositol metabolic process; phosphatidylinositol phosphate biosynthetic process. The coding region runs from base 95 to 925 and encodes 276 amino acids. The record is from RefSeq and is a predicted model, not a curated record. Gene Ontology annotation, molecular function: inositol monophosphate 1-phosphatase activity. Lineage: Eukaryota; Metazoa; Chordata; Actinopteri; Cypriniformes; Cyprinidae. The transcript is spliced from 8 exons.
UAACAUCGGUGUUGAGUUCAGCAGCUCCGGUGAUCGCCGCCCCGUGAACACGCUCCGCCGGAACGGAACCGGACGUCAGCCGGAGCCCCUCGUGAUGGAGGACUGGAGCCACUGUCUGGAUGUGGCCGUGCAGAUCGCGCUCAGGGCCGGACAGGCGGUUCAGUCGGCGGUGAAGCAGGAGAAGCAAGUGAGCAGCAAGAGUACUCCGACAGACCUGGUGACGGAGGCAGACCAUCAGGUGGAGGAGCUCAUCAUCUCCACGCUCAGGGAGAAAUACCCCUCACACAGGUUUAUCGGUGAGGAAUCGUCUGCUGCUGGUGUGAAGUGUGAACUGAGAGACGACCCUACGUGGAUAAUCGAUCCCAUCGACGGGACGUGUAACUUUGUGCACAGUUUCCCUAUGGUGGCAGUGAGCAUCGGAUUUGCCGUAAAGAAAGAGCUGGAGCUCGGCGUCAUCUACCACUGUUUUGACGGGACGCUGUAUACGGCGAGGAAAGGACACGGAGCCUUUUGCAACGGUGUGCGACUACAGGUUUCGAAAGAAAAAGAUGUGUCGAAGGCCCUCAUUCUCACAGAGAUCGGCGCGAAGAGAGACCCUGCAACACUGGAUAUCUUUUUAGGAAAUAUGAAGAAAAUGUUGAGCGCACCUACUCAUGGUGUGAGGAUCAUCGGCAGCUCGACGCUAGCGCUCUGUCACAUCGCCAGCGGCGCAGCGGAGGCCUAUUAUCAGUACGGUCUGCACUGCUGGGACAUCGCAGCGGCCGCCGUCAUCAUCAGAGAGGCCGGCGGAUACGUCAUCGACACCACAGGAGGCCCGCUCGACCUCAUGUCCAGACGGGUUGUGGCCGCUGGGACGCGUCAGAUCGCAGACUAUGUGGUCAAGCAGCUGCAGCCGAUCAACUACGGCCGAGACGACCUGACCUGAGUGACCUCUGACCCCAUCCUAAGCCUUUUACCUCAGAACACACAAUCCUGCCACGUAACAUCUGCAGUGUCCUUUAAACGCUACUUUCACAUUUGUAUCAGUUUAACAUCAUCUGAUUUGUAUUUUAAGUCACUAGGAACACUCUAAAGUCACGGCAUUCGUUUCAUUUCUGGAUGAACACAAAGAUAAAUUGUAAUCACUUGGAACCACAACCAUAUUGAACUUUUUUUAUACCUUGUAGUUUACUAAAUUGCUUCAUCCAUGGAAAUAAUGUUGGCUUGUUAAACACUGGAAGUCGCUUCAGAUGCCUUGAAAUCGCAGGGAUGUUGAUGAGGCCAAAUUCAGCUGAUUUUCCACGCGCACCGUUUGAUUUGACAUUACAAAAUGGAAAUAUCUGCUUUUGAUCAAAGCAAAGCUGCUGGUUAUGAUUCCUUCAGAUAUUACAGUAGUGAAAUACACACAGCUAAUCAGAUCAUCACUCGGGACUUAAACGGUUAUUUUAGAUUUAACUGAAGAUGACCUAGGUUUCUAUGAACAAACACUGCUGAAAUCCUUAAUUAAUCAAUAAAAAAUAUCAAAUUGGCUUUUUGAAACAUUUUGAGGAAGAAAAAGAAUACACUUAUCUUGUUUUACACACGUUUAGGAUUUUUUUCUCUCUACUGGAAUACAUGACAAACAAAUAUUGAUUAAUAAAAAAUGCAGUGAAGAAACCGAGAAAUCUGAUUCUACGUGUCCAUACGUGAUUUGAUCGUAUGCAGAAGCUGAAAUUGUUAAUUUCUCAAUCGAGACCUCUAAAAUACAUCACGUCGUAAACGAAGCAAAUACAAGUUUCCAGACACACUGCAGGUUUAACCUGUAUUUUACAUUUGUAUGUGUUUUAAUGCUGGAUGAUCUGCAGAUCUAAUAGUUGUAUAAAUACAGGGAGAUUUGAGUUUCCUGCUGUGUUGAUCUUGAUGAGAUCCACUUUCUAAUGCCCGUGUAUGAAUUCCUCUAGUAUGAACUA